CAGACUGCACAAAUCAGAGAGAGCAACUAGAUCAUAUUUGAUUAAUUCAGCUGUUCUCAGAGAGAACUGUCACCCUAAAGAGACAGUCUCUGAGGCUCUGAAUUAAAAUUAUUCUUCCUACAAUGGAGGAGAGAGUGAUGAAGAUAUUGAUCAUAUUUGCCCUUGGAAUGCACUACAGGCCUUGCUCAGGUUUCCCUGUGUUUGACUAUGACCCUUCUGCUCUACAAGAAGCCCUCAGUGCCUCCGUGGCAAAAGUGAACUCUCAGUCACUGAGUCCAUAUCUGUUUCGGGCGUUCAGGAGCUCAUUAAAAAGAGUGAAUGCUCUGGAUGAGGACAGUGUGCUCAUGAGUUUAGAGUUCAGCGUUCGGGAAACCAUGUGCCUGACAGACUCCGGAGAAGACCCAUCUGCAUGUGCCUUCCAGAGGGGCUACUACGUGCAAACUGCAGCCUGCAGAAGCACCGUGCGGAUGUCGGGCGAGCAGGUGCAGCAAGUGCGGGCUCACUGCCGCUGGUCCGACACGUCCGAGUCCAACAGCAGCGAGGAGAUGAUUUUUGGGGACAUGGGAAGAUCCUAUAAAUGGAGAAACAAUUAUCUACUUGGUCUCAUUUCUGAGGAAUCCAGAAGUGAACAGUUCUACGAUCGGUCACUUGAGCUCCUGAGAAGGGGUUUUCCUCCUACAAACAGAAGGUUCCCCAACUACCGGCACAGAGCAAGGAUGAACGGCGCCUUUGAGUGACACUGCAGCAAAGCGCACGGAAGGAAGACAAGUUCCAAUGAAGAAAAGUGCUGUAUGAAUUACGUACCUUUUCAUCUGACCAGUCUAUAAUAAAUGCCUUCCUUUUCCUGUAA
Messenger RNA from Chinchilla lanigera (long-tailed chinchilla), 850 nucleotides. It is a transcript of the gene Spp2, whose product is annotated as secreted phosphoprotein 2, 24kDa. Gene Ontology annotation, biological process: bone remodeling. Lineage: Eukaryota; Metazoa; Chordata; Mammalia; Rodentia; Chinchillidae. The transcript has 8 exons. Gene Ontology annotation, cellular component: extracellular region. The record is from RefSeq and is a predicted model, not a curated record. Bases 123 to 737 code for a protein of 204 amino acids.